CAAUUUUCAAUUUAGGCGUGCUUCUUCUGUCUUCAACCUCUCGAACAAACACCUAGCCGUUCAGCCAUGAGUUUGAGCAACUGCGCAGUAGAGAGAGCUUUCAUUGGAGCAGGCUGCAACAGAAUCGUCAACAAUGUUUCUUGGGGUGCCUCUAAUCUUGUUGCUUUUGGUGCCAAUAAUGCCGUUGCCAUUUUCUGCCCUCAGAAAGCCCUGAUUUUCACUACACUUCCUGGUCACAAAGCUGCUGUUAACUGCACUUAUUGGUUACCCACUUCAAAGUUUGCUUUUAGAGCUCAACAACUAGGGCAGCAUUAUUUGCUCUCUGGAGAUGCUGACGGUACUAUUAUUUUGUGGGCAGUUUCUCUCACAGAUAAAAAGUGGAGACAAGUAUUGACUGUACCGCAGCCUCAUAAGAAAGGUGUUACAUGCAUCUCUGGAAUAAUGUUUUCUUCAACAGAAGCAAUUUUUGCUUCAACUUCUUCUGAUGGUACAGUAAACAUCUGGGAAAUCAUUCUUCCAGUAACUGCCCAAGGGGACUGCAAAUUGUCGCAUCUUGAAUCUCUUUUUGUCGGUUCAAAAACAAUGGUAACACUUGCAUUAGCGGAAUUACCUGAUAAUACAGGACAUGUUGUCCUUGCCAUGGGAGGUUUGGAUAAUAAAAUUCAUUUGUAUUGUGGAGAGAGGACAGGAAAGUUUGUUCGUGCUUGUGAACUGAAAGGACAUUCAGAUUGGAUUAGAAGUUUGGAUUUCUCCUUGCCUAUAGGGAAAAAUGGGGCAGGAGAGACUUUAUUACUUGUAAGCUCAUCACAGGAUAAAUCUAUACGCAUAUGGAAAAUGGUCAUACGCGAAACCUCAGAUGACCCUGAAAGGAAAGGUGUUAUAGGCUUAGCGUCAUACAUUGAGGGUCCUCUUUUUGUUUAUGGCUUAGCCACCUAUCAGAUAUCACUGGAGUCCCUCCUCAUUGGACAUGAAGACUGGGUUUAUUCUGUUCAGUGGCAGCCACCUAUUACAUCCACAGAAGGAAGAGGAUACCUACAACCCCAAAGUAUAUUAUCUGCAUCUAUGGACAAGACAAUGAUGAUCUGGAAACCUGAGAGCACUUCUGGCAUCUGGAUGAAUGUUGUUACUGUUGGAGAGCUUAGCCACUGUGCUUUGGGAUUUUAUGGUGGGCACUGGGAUCCAAAUGGGGAUGCCAUUUUGGCACAUGGAUAUGGUGGGUCUUUCCAUCUCUGGAAAAAUGUUGGUAUUGAUUCUGAGAAUUGGCAGCCACAGAAGGUUCCUUCUGGACAUUUUGCAGCUGUAUCGGACAUUGUAUGGGCCAGAUCUGGUAAAUUCUUGUUGUCAGUAAGUCAUGACCAGACAACUCGAAUCUUUGCUCCGUGGUUGACCCAUACAGGAGAUAGGUGCUCUUGGCAUGAAAUUGCACGUCCACAAGUUCAUGGUCAUGAUAUUAACUGUGUGACGGCCAUACAAGGGAAGGGAAACCACCGCUUUGUCAGUGGAGCUGAUGAGAAAGUGGCCAGAGUGUUUGAAGCCCCUUUAUCCUUUCUGAAGACAUUGAAUUGUGCUGUUUCACAGGAAUCUGACGUCCCAGAAAACAUUCAGCUGGAUGUCCAAAUUUUAGGGGCAAAUAUGUCUGCUCUUGGAUUAUCGCAGAAACCUAUUUAUGUUCAUGCUGCGCAGGAAAGUAUAGAGAGACCUGACACAGAGGUCGUUGACACACUUGAAACUGUUCCUGAAGCAGUACCAGUUACAUUAACUGAACCACCUAUUGAAGAGCAACUGGCAUGGCAUACAUUGUGGCCAGAGACACACAAGCUUUAUGGUCAUGGAAAUGAGCUGUUUUCUCUAUGUUGUGACCAUGAGGGAAAGCUUGUUGCUUCCUCUUGCAAGGCCCAGACAACCUCAGUGGCAGAAAUAUGGCUAUGGCAGGUUGGAUCAUGGAAAGCAGUUGGUCGGUUACAGUCUCAUAGCUUGACUGUGACGCAGAUGGAAUUCUCGCAUGAUGACAGUUUACUUCUGUCUGUCUCUAGGGAUCGUCAGUUUUCCGUCUUUUCCAUUGAAAGAAAAGGUGUGGACGAAAUCAGCUAUGAACUUUUAUCAAGGCAAGAGGCUCACAAAAGGAUUAUAUGGGCAUGCUCUUGGAAUCCUUUUGGCCAUGAAUUUGCAACUGGUUCAAGAGAUAAGACUGUGAAGUUAUGGUCAGUGGUGAACAAAAGUUCCGUCAAACACUUAUCAACUUUGCCACCAUUCUCAUGUAGUGUUACUGCCUUAUCUUGGCUCGGUAUUGAUCGUCAAAAUAAUCAUGGUUUACUAGCAGUUGGAUUGGAAAACGGAUCCAUAGAACUCUGGGGUCUUUCUGCUAAACUAGAAGAUGGAUGUAUGGCAACUGUAGGAUUUACAGUUAAUGUUGUUGCGAAGUUUGAUCCAUUCAUGUGCCAUGCAUCAACUGUGCAGCGUUUAGCAUGGAGAAACUCAGAGAAGGUAGAAGACUGCAAAAGCAACCAGCUUGCUUCUUGUGGGGCUGAUAAUUGUGUACGAGUUUUCGAAGUGAAUGUUAGUCAUUGCUAGGAGGAUUUGACUAUAUGCUGAGGCUUCAAAAUUUUGCUGUAGUUCAUUCUGCUUAUUGUUCAAGUACUUAGUUGUGCCCCUUGACUUGUACCCCUUUUUGGGCAGUAGGUAGGUUAAGUGGUGAAAUAGUGUUGAUGGAAUCUACAAAUGAUAUUUUCGUGACACAUCAACACUUCCGAUUGUGAUUUAUAAAGUGAUCCUUGCUGAUAAUGAUAUUCAUUCUUGAAAGCAAAAGCUCUUGCAAAGAGGAAAAAAAAUAAAAAACAAAAAACAAAUUCAAGCUCCAAUAAGAAGGGAUGUGGAGAAAUUGAUGUGUUUUCUACCAUUUGAUCUCAAUGAUAACUUAAUUUAAGAACUAAACAAUGAUAUUGACAACAAUAUGUUGAAACAAAACCUAAAUUUGAUUAAGUAUUUAUCUUUUGCAUUAUUUUGCAAAAUAUUGGUGAUUAGGUAAUUAGAUUUCAAUUUCUUGACUCCAAUGGCUACAUAGUCAAUUAAAAGAACAAAUUUUGUUUUCUCUAGUCCUCCAAAUUCAUCCACUAUUAAAGUAAAUUUCAUUUAUAUGUAAUUAUAGUACAUUGAUGUUGAACAAACAGCUAAACUUUGUUUGAAAUUGAUGUGCAAAAAAAAAAAAAAAAAAAGAAAAUUGAUAACACGAUUACAAUGUAUUUGGGCAUAACAAUUUUUUAUCUAAUGAAAGCAAAAACAAAUACUCCAUUCCUCAUGAAAGAAAAUUUUAGCUUAUCUAUUAUAAUGCCUACGGUCUAUAAAAUCUCAGGAUCGACCUUUAUUCUU
This is a messenger RNA of Chenopodium quinoa (quinoa), 3366 nucleotides long. RefSeq names its product elongator complex protein 2-like. The coding region runs from base 67 to 2571 and encodes 834 amino acids. The record is from RefSeq and is a predicted model, not a curated record. Gene Ontology annotation, molecular function: protein binding. Lineage: Eukaryota; Viridiplantae; Streptophyta; Magnoliopsida; Caryophyllales; Amaranthaceae. Gene Ontology annotation, cellular component: elongator holoenzyme complex. Gene Ontology annotation, biological process: tRNA wobble uridine modification. The transcript is spliced from 10 exons.